AUGGAAGCACUGCUGCAUCAGCUGCUCACUCUUAUUGGGGGUCUUACCUGUUUCUGUACUCUGGUAAAAUGCAUCAGAGUUGUGAAAUAUGUUUUCCAACGUAUCUGGAGUACUUUGCCUCAGUGUUUCUUUCGGUCGCUGGGAGAAUGGGCAGUGGUCACAGGAGCAGGAGAUGGGCUUGGAAAAGCAUAUUCCUUUGAGCUGGCAAAACGUGGAUUAAAUGUAGUUAUGAUAAGCAGAACUCUUGAAAAACUGCAGAGAGUAGCCUCUGAAGUUGAACAGACCACAGGUCGAAAGGUGAAGGUUAUACAAGCUGAUUUCACUAAAAAUUCAGUAUACAAGAACAUUGAAAAAAAUCUGCAAGGCUUGGAUAUUGGUGUUCUGGUUAACAAUGUUGGAAUGCUUCAUAAUCCUCUUCCAUGCCGUUUCCUUAGUGGACCAGACGUAGAUGAGAACCUCAUCAACUGCAACAUUAUUUCUGUUACAAAGAUGACAAAAAUAAUUCUGAAACAAAUGGAGACAAGACAGAAGGGUCUUAUUCUGAAUCUGUCCUCUGGUCUGGGUGCUUUCCCUUGUCCAUUAUACACAAUGUACUCAGCUUCUAAGGCUUUUGUAAGUACUUUCUCCAAAGCACUACAAGCGGAGUAUAAGGCAAAGGGAAUUAUCAUACAGAUAGUGGCUCCUUACAGCAUUUCUACUCCAAUGACAAUGCAUCAAAAACCUGGUCUUAUUACGAAGACAGCAGAAGAGUUUGUUAGUGAAUCACUAGAUUAUGUCACCUUUGGAGACGAGAUUUUUGGAUGCUUAGCCCAUGAAAUGCUGGUAAUUGAAUUUAAUAGUGUCAUCUUUCUGGAUGAGUUGUCCAACUGUGACAUGAGCAGGUACACGGUGUGUUGGGUGAAGAACUGGCUGAACCAGCAGGGCUCAAAGUGUUGUAGUGAAUGGAGCUACAUCUGGUUUAUCAGUGACCUGGGUGCAGGAGUUGGAUGCAUCAUUAGCAAGUUUGCUGAUGACCAAACCGGGACGUUGCUGUUGACUCUCUCGAGGGACAAGAUGCCUUGCAAAGGGAUAUAG
Messenger RNA from Apaloderma vittatum (bar-tailed trogon), 1074 nucleotides. RefSeq names its product hydroxysteroid (17-beta) dehydrogenase 3 (gene HSD17B3). The record is from RefSeq and is a predicted model, not a curated record. The transcript has 12 exons. NCBI's taxonomy places the organism in Eukaryota, Metazoa, Chordata, Aves, Trogoniformes, Trogonidae. Gene Ontology annotation, molecular function: oxidoreductase activity. Gene Ontology annotation, cellular component: endoplasmic reticulum. The coding region runs from base 1 to 1074 and encodes 357 amino acids.